Molecule: messenger RNA, 2327 nt
Organism: Tinamus guttatus (white-throated tinamou)
Lineage: Eukaryota; Metazoa; Chordata; Aves; Tinamiformes; Tinamidae
Gene: ZBTB49
Product: zinc finger and BTB domain containing 49
Biological process (GO): regulation of transcription by RNA polymerase II
Molecular function (GO): RNA polymerase II cis-regulatory region sequence-specific DNA binding; protein binding; DNA-binding transcription factor activity, RNA polymerase II-specific
Source: RefSeq, a predicted model, not a curated record
UUUGUAUGAUUUUCUAGCAUGGACACUGUCGCUGGCCAUAGUUGUCAUCUUCUCCAGCAGCUACAUGAGCAGCGUAUUCAGGGUCUUCUCUGUGACUGCAUGUUGGUGGUAAAAGGUGUCUGCUUUAAAGCACACAAAAAUGUAUUAGCUGCUUUCAGUCAAUAUUUCAGGACUCUUUUUCAGAAUUCUUCAGGCCAGAAGAAUGAUGUCUUUCACUUGGACAUUAAAAAUGUAGGUGGGAUAGGCCAAAUCUUGGACUUCAUGUACACGUCUCACUUGGAUCUUAGCCAGGACAAUGUACAAGCUAUGUUGGAUAUUGCGCAGUGUCUCCAAGUGCAAAAUGUGCUAAACAUUUGCCACACCUUUCUAAAAUCUUCUACAACCAUUGAGCAGCCAGCCAGCAUGCCUUGUAAUAGUGUAUUUUCUCUGCAAAGUACUUUGACUACAGAUUCCAGCUGUGCCAGUGACAGUUAUGGAACAAACCUACUGCACGAAUGUUCAUCGGACACACAGGCUAAUAAGGCCUUGAUUGAGCACCAUUCCCAUGGAUCACAGUCUGUUAAUCUUCACGUGCCCUCAGGUGAUGUACAGAAACAGCCACAUGACUCCUUAGAUGGCAGUUGCACAGAACUUCCUUUUAAACAGCCAAAUUAUUAUUACAAACUACGCAACUUUUACAGUAAACAGUUCUACAAGCAAAAUGCUUGCUCUAAUCAUGAGAGAAUAGCAGAGCAAUCAUUUUCUUACAACACAUCUACAGAAAUAAGCGCAACAGAGAAUAAUUCUUGUACGGUCAAUCACCCCGAAUGUAUUCUGGAAACCUCUGAUCAUUUACCUUCAAACUUUCUGGUUCAGUCCUUGAAUGAAGCUCCUCCAGACCAAGGUUCAGAAAGCACGUUCUUACAGCCCGCCAAGCAGAUGCGUCUGAAAAAAGCAGUACACCUCAAAAAGUUAAAUUUUCUAAGAUCUCAGAAGUCUGCAGAGCAGCCACCUGAGCCUAAAGGAGAUGACAGUGGAAUAACAAGAGUAAUUGAAUCUGUAGAUGAAAAUGCCAUGGGGGUGACAAAUGUCAGAGUUACUGAAGAAAAGGAAACUGAAGAUCUAGGUAAUUCGGAGACUUUUGAACAAACUGUUGAAAUGGAAAGAUCUCAAGGCCCUUUGGAACAAGAAGGGCAAUCACAGACUCUCCAGGCGCAGAGGCAAUAUGCUUGUGAAUUAUGUGGGAAGGCUUUCAAGCAUCCAAGCAAUUUGGAGCUUCAUAAACGGUCUCAUACAGGUGAGAAACCUUUUGAAUGUAACAUUUGUGGGAAACACUUCUCACAGGCAGGUAAUCUCCAGACACACUUACGUCGACAUUCUGGUGAAAAGCCAUACAUUUGUGAAAUCUGCGGGAAGCGAUUUGCUGCUUCUGGUGAUGUUCAGCGUCACAUUAUUAUCCAUUCCGGAGAGAAACCUCAUCUGUGUGAUAUUUGUGGCAGAGGAUUUAGUAACUUCAGUAAUUUAAAGGAACACAAAAAGACCCAUACAGCAGAUAAAGUAUUCACCUGUGAUGAGUGUGGAAAGUCAUUUAACAUGCAAAGAAAAUUAGUGAAGCACAGAAUUAGGCAUACGGGAGAGCGACCCUACAGCUGUUCAGCGUGUGGGAAAUGUUUUGCAGGCUCUGGUGACCUGCGUAGACACGUGAGGACCCAUACAGGAGAAAAGCCCUAUACCUGUGAAACGUGUAACAAAUGCUUCACUCGCUCCGCUGUUCUGCGGCGGCACAAGAAGAUGCACUGCAAAGUCUCCGAGGAGGGUCCAAACACGCUAGAUGAAUAUGCUCAAGGGAUUGAAGCUUCUGAUCUUGACAAAUCUCAGAGCUCCGACUCAUUUGCCCAAGAAAUGUCUGUUACUUUGUUACCAGUGUCAGUUAAAUUUCGCCAAAGUGAUAAUUCAACGGAAUUCGAUAAUUCUGCAGAUUCUUACUGUAAGUUGCGCUCAAUGAUUCAACACCACGACUCGGCAAACCAACAGAAACUGAGUAUGGAUUCUGCAAAGCUGCCGAAAGCUCCGACCCAGCAAACUCCUCCCCCAUCUUACGCUUACACAGACGUGGACGCGUCCUCUGCAGAGGAACCCCUGCAGGCCGAUGGCAUCUCCAUGCUGCGGUCAUCGCUGGGCGGCUUGGACAGCCACUGCAGUGAUCCGCUGGGCAGCCGGGCAGCAGCUGCUGUGUACAAGGGUAACGAGGGACCCUUCUUCUCCAGCAUGACCCUCUGGGGCUUAGCCAUGAAGACUUUGCAGAAUGAGAGCGAACUGGAACAAUGAGGACUCGGGGUACGAAUCAA